Messenger RNA from Cannabis sativa, 2575 nucleotides. RefSeq names its product NADPH-dependent diflavin oxidoreductase 1. The transcript is spliced from 12 exons. Gene Ontology annotation, cellular component: cytosol. Lineage: Eukaryota; Viridiplantae; Streptophyta; Magnoliopsida; Rosales; Cannabaceae. The coding region runs from base 521 to 2428 and encodes 635 amino acids. The record is from RefSeq and is a predicted model, not a curated record. Gene Ontology annotation, molecular function: flavin adenine dinucleotide binding; FMN binding; NADPH-hemoprotein reductase activity.
ACGGUGAUGAUGUGGUGGACUGGUGGUUGGAGAGGUGUUUGGGGCUUUGGGUUCGUGUAAGUGAAGAAGGAGAUAGAAUUAGGGACUGUAAAAAUAAGAAUGGUAUUUUUGGCCUUUUGGGUAUAAAGUGAAAGAAUUAUUUGUUUUUUUUUUUUUUUUGAUAUUUGUAUAAAAUUGGGGGAUUUUUUUGAAUUAGUGUCCCGAUACUUUCAGCAAAGUCCACCGGCACCUCUGGCGCCUCGACCUUGACGGAGCAAGGUCCGGCCUGACGCUUUCCACUCUGCCCCUGCCUGCAUACUCUCAGGGGGUCUUUUUGGUCGACUGUGGUCUCUCCCUUUCUCUUUGUCAAUUGCUCACUUCCUCUCUUUAUAAGCGGGGACGGUGUGAGCAUUGACUCUUCUUUCCAACCAGCCAUAGCCAAGGUAACACAAAAUUCUUCAGUCAUUUCUUACGGUUGAGCAUUUCAAUUGCUCACUGGAAAUGCAUUAAUAAAACUGGGUCACACAAAAUUCUCCAGUGAAUGAAACGAGAGGAAAAAUUUCCAGGUAUGGAAGAUAGACCUAAGUUGUUGAUACUGUACGCUAGUCAAACGGGAAAUGCAUUGGAUGCAGCAGAGCAACUGGCGCGUGAAGCAGACCUCAGAGGCUGCUUGGUCAAACUUUUUUCUUUGGAUGAAUAUGAUCCUGUUUCCUUGCCUUAUGAGAGUGCUGUAGUUUUUUUUGUUUCGACUACGGGCCAGGGUGAUACUCCAGAUUCCAUGAAGGGUUUUUGGAAAUACCUUCUGCAGAGAAAUCUAAGUCACCAUUGGCUAGAAGGACUUCCUUAUUCUGUGUUUGGUUUGGGUGAUUCUGGUUACCAGAAGUAUAAUUUUGUUGCCAAGAAGCUUGACAGGAGACUUUCAGAUCUAGGGGCAGCAGCCAUUGUCGAAAAGGGCUUGGGAGAUGAUCAGCAUCCAUCAGGGUAUGAAGCUGCUUUAGAUCCAUGGAUGACAUCUUUGUGGAAUAAGUUAUAUAAUCUGAAUCCGAAAUUCCUCCCGAAUGGUCCAGAUUAUGUGACUUCUUCUAAGCAAUCAAUUGGUCAGCCAAAGUUUCAGGUCAGAUACCAUGUCAUUGACAAGAUGGAUUCACAGUUUUCAUAUUGUCCAGCUUCAGAAUUGAAACAUAAAGAAAUGCAAAUUGAGACAACUCGGAGAAUGGCCCCUAGAAAAUUCUCACGUCACAAAGAUAGGCCAGACUGCUUUCUUAAAUUGGUGAAAAAUCAACCAUUGACCAAAGAAGGUUGUGGAAGAGAUGUCCGCCACUUUGAAUUUGAAUUUGUUUCAUCUGUCAUAGAGUAUGAUAUUGGUGACAGCCUUGAGGUUCUCCCUGGCCAGGAUCCUGCUUCACUAGAAGCUUUCAUGCAGCGUUGUAAUUUGGAUCCUGAAGCAAUAAUCACUGUUUAUCCUGUGGAUACAAAGACUUGCAAUGAUGAUCAUGCCACAGUGGAUCCUAUCAAGUUAAAAUCUUUUGUUGAGUUAACUAUGGAUGUUGCAUCAGCCUCACCCCGUCGCUAUUUCUUCGAGGUGAUGAGUUAUUUUGCCACAGCUUCACAUGAAAAGGAAAGGCUGCAAUAUUUUGCUUCACCUGAAGGAAGGGAUGACCUUUACCAGUACAAUCAGAAAGAACGGCGGACUGUUCUUGAGGUAUUACAGGAUUUCCCUUCAGUUAAUAUACCAUUUGAGUGGCUGGUGCAGUUGGUUCCUCCUUUGAAAACAAGAGCUUUCUCUAUUUCUUCCUCUCUCUCAGCUCACCCAAAACAAGUGCAUUUAACUGUAAGUGUAGUAACAUGGACUACACCUUUCAAAAGGAAGCGUUCAGGUCUCUGUUCAACCUGGCUAAGCAAGCUUGAUCCUGAACAUGGCAUUUAUGUUCCAGUGUGGUUCACUAAAGGUUCCCUUCCUCCUCCACCCCCAUCACUUCCUCUAAUUCUCGUAGGACCUGGAACUGGCUGUGCCCCAUUUCGGGGAUUUGUGGAGGAGAGAGCCAUCCAAAGUGCAAACCAAGACGUCGCUCCGGUUGUAUUUUUCUUUGGUUGUCGAAAUGAGGAAAGUGACUAUUUAUACAGAGAUUUUUGGCUGUCCCAUGCAGAAGAUGGUGGGGUACUCUCCCAGACAAAGGGUGGAGGUUUUUACGUCGCCUUCUCAAGAGACCAGCCACAAAAAGUUUAUGUGCAGCACAAGAUACGUGAACACAGCGAGAGAGUAUGGAAGUUACUGAGUGAAGGGGCUGCCAUAUAUGUUGCAGGUUCUUCAACCAAAAUGCCGUCAGAUGUGUUAUCAACCUUCGAAGAAGUAAUUUCCAAGGAAAGUGGGGCUCCAAGGGAAGCUGCUGUGAGAUGGCUGAAAGCUCUAGAAAAGGCUGGCAAAUACCAUGUAGAAGCUUGGUCUUGACAUGACUUCUCUCUAACUAUACAAAGGACAACUAAAAAAAAAGAGUAUUUGAUUCAAAAAUUGUUCUUUAAUAUUUUUUUGUUACACUUCAAACAAUGGUUCCAUGAUUCUUUAUUAAUUAGUAUGAAAAAAAAAAUUAUUUCUUUA